AUGGAAUUCGAUCCAGAGACUCCUCAAUACCUCACCUCUGAUCCGUCGAGUUUUGCUUCGACCUCGGCCAACGAGCGAUGGCCCGUUAUCAUUACUAGUGCUAUCGACGACCUACACCGAACAGUGAUAGCUGUCAAUGACGAGGAGAAGGAGAAAGAGGGCAAGAGCAUCAUUGAGAACCUUGCCAAGUUGAAGUAUGAGCUGCAGCACAAUCGCCAACUGACGCCCAUUGAGGAUGAUGGUCACCCGGAUAUUGCUUCUUACAACAAAGAGCUGGAGCAGCGUGGAAACCCGGUCUGGCACGAUGUGCCCUGGCUAUACUCCGAGUGCUACCUUUACCGUCGCAUGGAAAGUUUCUUCGCGCUGUCUAAGCACUGGAAGGGAUAUGAUGUGUUCGCCCGUCAAAAGAUGUCGACCUUCAAGUCCUCUCGCCCUGCGGUUCUCGAACUCGCUGCCCGAUACCGUGAACUAGCUCAAGAGGCCGAGAGUGGAAAAGGAUCAGAGGGCAAAUCUCCGGAGGAGGUUGAACAGGCCGAGAAACUUCUUUUCUCGGAGAUGUGCGAGAUCUGCUUGUGGGGCAAUGCUACUGACCUGUCCCUCUUGACAUCUUUGACAUAUGAGGAUAUCCAGAAAUUGCAGGGCUCAGAGGCUCGCAAAGCCUCACAGAGUAAUAUCCUCGUCAAUGACAUUGAUGCAGCUUUCGCAGUCAUGCAGAAAGCGCGCAGAGAAAACAAGAACGGGGAUCGCCGCGUCGACAUCGUCCUUGACAACUCCGGCUUCGAGCUAUUUGUUGACCUGAUCCUGGCAGGAUAUCUGCUGUCCACCGGACUGGCGACUAGCAUCGUCCUCCACCCCAAGCGCCUUCCCUGGUUCGUGUCUGAUGUCACACCGAGGGAUUUCUCUGAUCUCCUCAACUGCAUGGUCGAUCCCCAAGCUUUCUACACUGCCCCUGAUGACUCGGGCAAGACACACCCCCCACUCUCAGAAAAGGAGGUCUCCGAUGUUCGCUUCCUAUUCGAACAAUGGAGCGACUUCCACCAGGAAGGCAAAUUGAUCGUGCGCCCUCACGCAUUCUGGACUACCCAGGGAGGCUACUGGCGCCUGCCCCACGUGGCCCCAGAUCUGUUCGAGGAUCUGAAGGAGAGCGAGCUGGUUCUUUUCAAGGGUGACCUGAACUACCGUAAACUGGUCAACGAUGCUCAAUGGGACCCAACCACCCCCUUCACAACAGCCAUCGGCCCCAUGGGCCCCAAAUCUGGUAUCCGUGUACUUGCUUUCCGCACCUGCAAAGCUGAUACAGUAGUUAGCCUCCCUGCCGGUGUAGACGAGAAGCUCCGCCAGCAGCCCGGUGGAGGUGAUGAAAAGGUCCGCAAGUGGGCCUGGAGCGGUAAAUGGGCCGUUGUGUCGUUCUCUGACGGCAAGGCCUAA
Molecule: messenger RNA, 1428 nt
Organism: Penicillium odoratum
Lineage: Eukaryota; Fungi; Ascomycota; Eurotiomycetes; Eurotiales; Aspergillaceae
Product: damage-control phosphatase ARMT1 family protein
Exons: 6
Coding region: 1-1428 (475 amino acids)
Biological process (GO): DNA damage response
Cellular component (GO): cytoplasm; nucleus
Molecular function (GO): phosphatase activity
Source: RefSeq, a predicted model, not a curated record